CACGGUGCGAAAAACUUGUAAACACUGUUUUCCCGUUGGGAACGUGUUGCUCCAGCCAAACGGGAUUUUUUCGGCAGUUUUUUUGGCCGUUGUGCUAUGAUCGCCUGGUUGCGCUGUGCCUCGCUGGAUGUAGAGUGAUUGUUCACAUCGCUAUUUCAUCCUGCCAAGAUGUAGUGUGCGCAGAAAAAAGGAAGAUCUUCUGGUGUGCUCCAAGCUACCUGCCGAGUUUUGACUUGUAGGCCUAAUUUUCACCGAGGGAAAUGGUGCUCAUCCAGCUGAAGUUCCCUGCCGCUGACUGUUUGGUCAACAUGAGAGAGCACUGAGGGGCUCUGGUCUGCCCACAAUGUCCGGCAAGAUCGCUUCGAGCGUGGAGCGUGAUGCCCUUCGAGAGCGGGAGCGACAGGCCCGCGCACUUCGCGCGGGUGUGGGCGGAGGAGAUUCGGGAGGACAUCCCAUCUUCAGGGCCCCCAUUAAGGUGGAUCCGGGCCAGGAAGACGAGCUGUCCCGACGCAUCAAGAACACCCUGGGUGACUUCAACCAGGUGCAGCGGCUCCUCUCGCACGAUCCCAACCACCUGAUUGGCAUCUCGCGCACCAAUGCGGCCGCGCAAACUCGGGCGCCACCUGCCGUUAGCAACCCCGUCAAUGGCAGCAGCAGCACGGCCUCCACGUGGAAUGGCAACGCCACGGAUCCUGGAGGAACAAGGAGUAGCAGCAGCAAUAGCAGCAGCUCGCUGGCUAAGCAGCAACACCAUAGUAAUAGUGUCAGCAGCAGCAGCAGUGGUGGUGCCAGCAGUGGUGGCAGCGCGCAUCCUGCUAGCCAGUCCAGCAGUAACAAUCAACAGCAGGGUUCCUCUCACCACAGCAGCUCAAGCCACCGCUCACACCAUGGCAGCAGUCACCACUCUCACCACCACUCUCACCAUCAUCACAAGAAGCAGCAGCCGCACCAGCCUCCGCCGCUGAUGAAUGGCCAGUACAAGUCCUCGUCUACUUCCUCGUCGUCCUCGGCAGCCGGCAAGAAUAGCAGGCACUUGUCCCAGCCACCGCAGGGCUCCAGCCACCACCACCACCAGUCAAGGGGCAGCUCUCAUGAGCAAGUACGGCUAGAGGAUGCAGCAUCAAAUCCUAAGGCAAGCUCUUUGCCCGCUUCAAGUGUGGCCUCGAGCGCAGCCUCCACCACAAACCCACCCAUGGCACCAUCGAGUCAAGGCCCUCCGAAUGGCCUUGUCGUUCGACCACCCGCCAUGCGUGCACCCUCCAAGGAUGUGAACAACGGAAACAGUUCAGCCUCAGCACAGCACCAGUCGUCUACAAAUUCCUCAUCGCUCACGGUGCGCACAGAAAGCAAUGGCCCAGCAACAGGUAGCACCAAGUCUUCUUCGGCGCCAAGGAGCUCUGCAUCUGACUCCAAACCCAAGCGGCCUGCGCCUCGGCUCCAAAUUUCAGCCCCCUCAUCAGAUAGUGGGACUGCCAGCACACUUCCGGAACUGGAAACGAUUCUCAAGGAGAUGAAGAAAGUUCCACCAGUGUUGACAGCGAUUGAGACCCCUAGGAAAGAGGAAUGCCGGCCUUAUUUUCCUACAACCCCGGUGCAGGACCCAGUGCCUAAUCACCUAGACGAAAACGGUGACUCAAAGCAUCUGCUUGACCCUAGGAAAGUGGCCAGCCCUCCGGGCAGCAGUCUUCAGGAUGACCUGGAGAUGAGCGAUAGCGACGAUGAGCAGGAGCCGCCAUUUCGCAAGACGUCGUCUUCGCUUGGUUUCUCCAUAUCGAAGAACCCGUCUUCUCCAAAUGAAAGCAUCCUUCAGCCACCAUCGCUUGUUGAGAAGAUGUCAUCAUCAGAGUCAAGUUCCAGUGACUCUGAUGACUCCUCCUCGGCAUCAGGCUCGGGAAGUGAUUCUGAAAGCUCAGACAGCGAUGGCUCUGCUCCAGAAACAAGCAGAGAGCCUAGCACCCAGAGUUGGAAGCUGGCUGACCUUAUUGAGAAGCGUAGCUCUCCUGUGGGUUUGGGAGCCGGGCUGGCCCCCAUGGGUCGGCAGUCGCGAGCAGAGGAUUCCCUUGUGGAUGAGGACUCCUUCACGCCUAUCCUCUCCCAGUACCCAAACAGAGAUGCUGACCUUGGCCUCAUGCUCAAAAGUCCCAGUCCUGAAGGCUUGGACCUGAUUCGCUCACCUGUCACCAAGCCAUCAAAUUUUCUUCUUUCCCCGGUGCACUCAAGCCCAUCCCGGAGUCCGCCGCCCCUGACCGCACGAGCUGUUCCACGUAGUCCGUCACCUCAGGGCCACCAACCUGCGAAGCCCCCGACGGGCGUGACGGCCGUUGUGUCCGACGAAGAGGGUCCCUGCCAAAUGCAGAAUGGCAGGAUAACCAUGAGGCUGGGCAAGCAGCAGCCACCACCGCCCAAGUCGGAACCCGAACCCCCAGUAGCCAAACAACAGCCAGAGCCAGUGAAACGGUCAUGGCCGUCCAAGGCUGCAAAGAAAGAGACUAGUCCCAGCCUGGCCCCCCCUCUGAGGAACAAGGCAUCCGCUACCCCUGUCCUGCCUGUUAAGACUGAACCAGCGGAAGGCGAUGUCAUGGCCAGAGAACAUACACCCAUUGGCAUUACUCCAGCAGUCAGUCGGGCGACUUCGAAGCGGAGUCAGUCGGACCGCUACAACGAAAAACGUUCCAAAAUUCACAAGCCACGCCUGGUGCUGUCCGACUCGUCCAGUGAGGAUGAAGGGCCACCACCUCCUUCGGCCGCGGGGCGACUGUCAUCCAGCGAGGACAGCCGAGCUGAACAACGAAAUUCCACUGUGGCUGCUACGUCACGCGGCCGACCCCCCAAGCCGUCGCGCACCGAUUCCAAUGUGCAAAAGGAUGAGCUGGUUGUACCCAAGAGGGAAGGGAUGGGCAUGCCACGGACUCCUCCCGAACCUCCUUCACUGUUGUCUCCUAUUGGGCAGCGCAGUGGCAGUGAAGUCCGAGAGAGUGCGCCUGCCUCGACGAACAGCAUGGUUGUCUCCAUUGCCUUGAGCCGCCUCCUUCGGUUGCCAGGACGACUAGGCGGGCAGCAGCCGUCUCCGCUCCUCCCAAAAGAGCACCCGUUGGACACUGGGCCGGCUACACUUAAUCAGAAGCCCGAUGGGUCAAAACAUAGCCUGACCAACAGUGCAGUGUCUUCCCCGGUAAAGGGCAAGUCAAGCUCGAAAAGAAAAAGCGUUCCUGACGAGGAUAGGGGAAGCAGAGAGCAAGAAAAGAAGCGGCGAGUGUCAACUAGCUCCAGUGGCUCGCUACGAGUCAAGCGAGAGACAGCUGAACUACCUCGGCCAGAUGAUGAAUCGGAGAGCAGGCACGCAUGGCCUGAGCCUCUACGCUCAUGUGACAGCCCCAGCAGUUUGAGUUCGUACUCAAGUCAGCGGAGUGGCUCUCGGCAACACCGUGGGCGACCUUCUUCAUCCAGCCGGAGUCGCUCCGAGAAAGGUGCGUCCCGGAGAGAAACGACGCCUUCUAGUGAAAAGUCCAAGAGGCAUCACAAUCACCACCGGGACAAGAAAGAGUCAUCUGGCUCGAGAACCCGAUCCCAUUUGGAUGGGGCAUCAUCGUCGAGCAAGUCUCGGACUGCUCCCGACGAUCCUUGCUCAGACCCCGGUGCCAUGGCAGGCAGCACAGAUGUUGCCUCUUCUAGUCAGGUGAAUUCGUGGGAGGGGCUUCUGUCGAGCUCAGACCAGAGUGAAGUGCAUGGGCACGAAACGCCCGGCAGCCGCAUGGGCAGUGGGGGGAUGUCGUCGUCGACCUUGCCAGUCGGGACUGGAGGCCUCCUGACGGUGAAGAAGGAGGAGCCCGCCGACAGGCAUAGCCAGCAGGGCAACCCCUCCCAGCUGCUAUCCUACAACUCGCACCAGGAGUGGGAGGCAAAAACUAGCAGCUCAGACUACUUUCUGUGCGAGGCGAAGCGACUGAAACACGAGGCUGAUCGGGAAGUGCACCGGACAGCACAGGCGGUCAAGUAUUUAGAAGCGGUGCUCUACUUCAUCCUGACGGGCAAUGCUAUGGAGCACGGCCGGGCUGACCUUGACAAUGUGUACCGCAUGUACAAGGAAACACUCAAUCUCAUCAAGUACAUUUCAUCAAAAUUUCAGAAGCUCCAGAAUGAUGCUUAUGGCAGCAUUGACAACAAACUUGCCGUGCUUAGCCUACGGUGUCAAUCUUUAUUGUACAAAAAGCUCUACGAGUUGCACAAGAACGAUGUCCGUGAGAACAUGCGCGCCCUGACCGAGUUCCAGAAGUGCCCAUUGGGCAAGCUUGCCUCGCCGCCCCUGGCUCCAGCAGGCGUUCGCCUGCAGCGGUCCCCGUGCCAGCCGUCUCCGCAUUCGCCCACGCCUUCACCUGCGGGUAGUGUGGGCUCCCAGAGCAGCGGCUACAGCAGCUGUGAGCUGGCCAGCAACGGCCACGGGGGAAGCCGACAACAGCCAACAGCGGCCACUGUGGUGCCAGCCAUAGCCCCAGCAGCGGCAGCGCCCCCACCGGGAGCAGUAGCCCUACCGCAGUCCCAGUACCUGAUGCUGCAGCGCCAAUUGGCGAACCUGACGUGCCUGUACCGUUGCCACGACAUGUGGGAGCAGGCCGACUCUCUCACCAGCCGCUCACACUCUAGAGAGUUUUUCGAGGAGCUUGACCGGGACUGUGGCAAACUGACCCUGCACAGCUCGUGCUCAGAGCUAGUGAAGUACAUUCAGGAAGGUGUGUGCCGACUACGGCAGCGGUUCACCACCUGUUCCAUGGACACCACGUGAUGGGGGCUGUCCCCUGCUGUCGUCGCCUGCGUUGCCACCACCAGCACCGUGAGCUCGAUGCCGCACGAGGCACGGCUUUUGUGAACUGUGGCCGUCACGGGUGACCCCGCAGAGGCAUUUCUCCUUCACCCAGUGCUUUUGUGCUGCAAUAUGUACACAUACACACGACGUGUUUUGUUCGCCUUUUUUUUCUUCCCCCUCGUUGUUGUUCUUUUAAUUAGGGCUUCUUCACAACUGUUUCUCAAUGCGACACCCUCACUUUUCUCUGUAUUUUUUUUUCUCUUUGUUUUAGAGCCUGUUCUGAGAGCUGUUUGUUCUUGUUGCUGCCCAUAACCAUUGUUGUUGUGGUUGACGUUUGUGUACAUAAAAAGUGGGUGUGUGGAAAGACAGGUGAAGGAGGCUGAGAGGAAAGGAGUGUAAGGUGAAAGUGUACAUAAGCAGGCGAUGAGGCAAGCACUGUUUGUUGUUCCUCUCUGUGCUGUUACUUAGUCGUGUGUGCUGCGAUGCAAGGAAAGAGAGGCGAAGCGCUAGGGAAUCGAGUGUCACAUGCACAGAAGCAGCAGACAACCACGGGUGAUAGUGCAGGAACGCAUGGGGAGGAAAGCCCCGGGAUGCAGCGCCGCUCUUUGUUUAUAAGGACUGUACAAAAAUCAUUGUCACGAUGCAAACCCCAGCUUGGCUUCCGCCAUGUUGGGACUCGAAGAGGCCUUUGUCUGUGCAAGGAAUUGUAAAGUGUCAUCAAAGCGCCCAUCCACCUAUGCGACUUCUUCAUUUCUAUGCCCUUCUCCCCUGUGCACACAGUUCUCCGGUUUUGUUGGAAAUGUGGGAUGCUAAUCGUUCCGUCAUCCCCUCCCUGAUCUUUUAAAGAAACUUGGGAAAGGCGUUGGAGACUCUUCUGUGAUUAAGGUGGCGCCAUUUUUCUUUUAACCUAACUCUGAGCAGAUGAAAUGUGCUCAGCACCCCAAGGCAGGCAGGCAGGCAGUUGUGUCCAGCAUGGCCUCUGACUCCUUGAGUCUGUUCCAGAGCGUCCUCCAGACUGCUCUAAAAGUGUUGUGUUUCAAGAAUGUGCAAAGUGUCAAUGGGCCGAACAUAGGGCAAGGCAAGAUUUCCCUCUCUGUUCAUUUCUCGUGGAACUUUUGUUUUCAAUUCUUUUUCUUCUUGUUUUCAUAUCCCCGUUGUAAAUAACGCGCGUUGGGGAUGCCUGUGCAAAGUGGGGGCCCAUGUGAAUUACUGUCUACACGAAACAUGGCUCUCUGGUGAUUUUGUGUGGAACACAGCGAGCAGAUCAGGGACUUGGCCAAGGGCUGGGAAUGCGAUCGCAGGGAGAGUUAUAUGUAUACACACAACAUAUAUAUAUAUAUAUAUAUAUUUAUAUACAUGAAUUUCCUUUUUAUGCUCUCGUGCAACUGCACUGGCAACAAAGCACAAAGUCGUUUCUCCCUCUCUUCUUUUUUUAAUUAGCAACUGCUUGUUCGUAGCUUUACUUGCCUUUAUUUAUUUCUCCCACCCCUUCUGUGCAGCAUAUGACCAGUUCUUCAUGCAGUUUAUCUAACAGAAAGCCGAGCAAAAUUUUGAUAGCUGGCCUGGGAAUUCUUUUAUUUAGCCGUAACACUCGUACCGUAUUUUCUUGCACAUUAAAACGGGAAAGAAAAUAAUAAAUAUUUUAUCAGAUGAAACAUAAUCGAUUAUUCCUCUCUUGGGCUGCUGUGCCAUUUUUUUGUAUUAUUUUCUUCUGUCUUAGGGCUUGUUUUUAUCUGCUUUUAAUGCACUUGCACUGUUCUUUUUUGCUUUCUUUUCUUGGGACGGGGGCUGCUUGGGGUUCCGGAGGGAAUCGCCAAAUCAGUGUGAGGCACUUCUCCGGGGUUUGCAAGCCUAUGCAAGUCAGAAAGUUGGCUUCCGUCAUCUGUCAUGGACCUUGUAGUAACAGUGAUGAGAGCCUGCCUUGGAAAUGCCUUUGUCUUUUCACACCUUGCAGCCAGCUGAACUUGUGCCCACAGCUGAGUGAGGGAUGGAAGCAGACACUUCAGCAGCUAUACUGCAACUUUGCUGCAGUGACAAAGUGCUUUAAGAUCACAGUAUUUUUAUUUCUUUUUUUCUUGGAAGUGCCAUAAUGUACCUUGUGCAGGAGGGAGGAACCAGGACAGACAACAAUGCAAAAAAAAAAAAAAAUGUCUGUGCUACAAGUGUGAGGAUUUUUUAUUUUUUACUGUCGCUCCGUGCUGUUGAUGCUGGUACUUGGCGACUUGCCUUUUCCUUGUCUUCUGCCACGACUAAGGCACUUUACUUGAUGGUAGCAAUUUUACAGAAAGCUUUUUCGAAUCUGCUCUCUGUGCAGGGGAGCCUGGUUUCAGCACUGCGGUGCAUUGAAAAGAUGCAUUGCUUGAACCAUGGGAACACUCCCUCCUCCCCCGAGACAACUGUUCUCAAGUCGUAGACUACUGGCUGUAGCUGGCCUCUCCUCCUGCCUCACAUUUUAUUUACAGAAACAGCCAACAGAACAGAUGCAGUUGUAAAUUUAAUAAUAUAUAGUAGCAACAGCUGUCGAAGGUUGAGCGAUAUUUAACAAGUGGUGAGCAGCUUGAUAUGCAAGUGUGCUUUUGCUAUUUUUUUACUGGCCUGUAGAUGAUAUGGGCGACUUUUCAUGCUUGAUCGUUUUUCUGGUCGGUUGGAAGGGGUGGGGUGUAGGGUAGAGGGGUCGGAGGCGAGUGGGGUCAAGUAGAGCAGUUGCUUAUAUCCUUUAAAAGCGCAUGUGUUGCAGGCUGCAUUGAGUUUUGCCUCUAAGCCAUGAGUUUCUUCCAAAGGCUACUAGAUCCAACCCGGCUAAUUUCACUCGCGUGUGUAUGCACAUUUCUUUUCCUCACCCUCUAAAGGCUGGGCAUUCUUCGUGCACAUGUUCAGCAUGACCGGUGCUUUGCCUGGACAUGUUUCCCUCCUUGAAAAAAAAAAAAGAAGUGCAGUUGUGGUUGCACUUGUUCAACUGCAUUCUUGAAGUUCAUGACGUAUUGUGGUGGCAGUCUUUUGAUUGACACAUUUCUAAUUAUCUUCCUUGCCUGGGAACUUUUGUUAAAGACAACCCCUGAGGUGUAGCUUUGUUACCCUCCCCUUUUGCCCAGCCCUUCCCUUCUCCACAUCACCCGUAUACAUAUACAUGUAUAUCUAAACUAUAUAAAUACCUAUAAAUAUAUAUAUAUCUCCAGAGAAUGUUUCUUUUGUUACCUUUGUGUUAUCAAUGCUGUACAUACAUGUAAAUAUUUUUCCACGUUAGAGGAGUGUGCAAAUAUUCAUAUGCCUCCUUGAGCCACGAGUAGUGGAGUCAUGGUUUUUUCGGAGAGAAAUGAGAUGAAAAGGAUGUAUUUGCUUUCUUACAAAAGCUAUAAAAUAUAUGCAUUUGAAAGGUA
Messenger RNA from Rhipicephalus sanguineus (brown dog tick), 8178 nucleotides. It is a transcript of the gene lilli, whose product is annotated as AF4/FMR2 family member 4-like. Gene Ontology annotation, biological process: regulation of gene expression. NCBI's taxonomy places the organism in Eukaryota, Metazoa, Arthropoda, Arachnida, Ixodida, Ixodidae. The record is from RefSeq and is a predicted model, not a curated record. Gene Ontology annotation, cellular component: nucleus; super elongation complex.